CUCAGACAAAAGCAUCAGUAGUUCAUUGAGACAGAUCACCCUUCAGGGGCUUUAAUUCAACAUUGCUUCUUCUUACAGCAUCUUUCGUUCAAGCCACUGUUCUCCAACGAGCUAUAAAUUGCUAAAUGCAAAAGCUGAAAAAAGGAUGGAUAAACGGAACGGCAAAUUCAUGAUACACACACUUUUUGUGCAUUUAUUUCCAUUGAUUAGGAACUAGGAUCUUCUCGUUUUGCAGCGCGGGGCACACAUCUUUUUCUGGAAAUAUGUGUAUGUGAGAUUAGUCGGAUAGUCCGACUCACGGACUCUGUUAGAGAACUGUCUGUUUUAGGUUCAUUGUAGUUUGUAAGCAUGAGUGUGCAGUGGAUUCAUAAUCCGGUACCGGGAAGACACGGACACAAGCGCUUUGACACGGACGAGCCUGUGGCCAAAUGUCCUAGGCUCAGCGAGUCUUCGGCUGAUGCGGGUCUUUUGGUUUCCUCGCCGGGAUCUCCGGUCAGCGGAGCUCCUCUGAGCGUCACUCCAACCCACCAGGGUCCCACUCGCAUCGGGCAGUUCCUGCUGGUUCCACUGACCGAUCGACCGGGGGUGCACAGCGCUUUAGACAUGGACACAGGAGAGGAACUGGUCUGCAAAGUGUUUGAUAUGAGCCAAUACCAGCAGAAGAUAAGCUCCUACAGCAUGCUGUCAAAGCACAAGAACAUUGCACAGAUCAAAGACAUAGUUCUUGGGGAGCGCAAAGCCUAUGUGUUCGAGGAGAAGGAUUUUGGCGACAUGCACACCUUUGUAAAGAGCAGCAAGAGGCUUCCUGAAGACCUGGCCUCCAAGCUUUUCUUCCAGGUGGCAUCCGCAGUGAACCACUGCCAUCAAGUUGGCAUUGUUUUGGGGGACCUCAAGCUUCGCAAGUUUGUGUUCUCAAAUGAGAAAAGGACCCAUUUGAAGUUAGAGGGUCUUGAGGACAGCCAUAUUCUGUCUGGAGAGGACGACUCGAUGUGCGACACGCACGGAUGCCCAGCAUACGUGAGUCCUGAGAUCUUGAAUGGUGGAGGGAGCUACUCAGGCAAGCAGGCAGACGCAUGGAGCCUCGGCGUUAUGCUGUACACAAUGCUGGUGGGCCGCUACCCUUUCCAUGACCUGGACCCCGCUACUCUGUUCUCUAAGAUCCGCCGGGGUACAUACUGCCUCCCCGAGGGGCUGUCUUUAAGGGCACGCUGUCUACUUCGAAGUUUGCUCAGAAAGGACCCCAGCGAAAGACUUACCGCCGCAGAGGUGCUUAUUCACCCGUGGUUCAAUGGCAAAAUACAGGAUACAGUAAAUGCAGGAAAUGAAGUUAUCCUCAGAGAACAGACAGUGCCCCAGAUAGAAGUGGGGCAGGACGAGGAUCUUUUCUCCUGAGAAAACCAAUAUAGCUUGAAAAUGGACCAACACUGUUCAGCAUUCUCUUUGUUUUGUUUUCUGUGUUUUCUGUUUGUUUUCUGUUUUGUUUCAAAUGCAUUUUGUAUAGAUAAAGAAGUAUAAACACAGUAAAAACAAGUGUAUUCUGUAUCGAUAAGGCCGACUAAUCGGAUGAUAUUUUGCCAUUUUGAGAUUAUCGGCAUAGGCUGAUUAAAAUUCUAGUUUAAGGUAUGACUGUGUGUAAUUUAUUUUGUAGAACAAAACAUGCAAGUCUUUUCAAGUAAUGUAAAAGGGUUAGUUUACCUCAAAAUUAAAAUUCGGUCAGAAUGUCUUUCUUAGGUGCUGACAGCCUCAGUCACCAUUUAGUUUCAUUGUAUGUAACAAAGAUGCAGUGAAAGUGAAUGAUGACAGAGGCUGUUGUUCUCAUUUUACAUUCCAUGGAAGAAAGAAUUAUUCCUUUAACUACACAAAUAGACAAAAAAAAAAAAAAAACUAUUCUAAAAAUAAUGUAUCUAAUUUACUAUAAGUAAAUUACAAUUUUAUAUAUCUGCAUUGUUAUGGCUAUCGGCCAUACAUAUCGACAUCGGCCAUUGAAAAAAAAUCCAUAUCGGUCAACCUCUAGUGAAUACUCACUCAAAGUACUGUAUCAUCUGUGUCAGGUUAAAGGACAGCGUGCACAGCCAGUGUAUUUUGAAGUUGUUUGGUGCUAGUAACCAUUGUUGUGCUGUAUGAAGUGAAUGCUGAGUCUUGGCAUUAUGGCUCACGUGAAAGCGAAUGUCACAUGGUGACUAACCUCAUCAAGAAGAAUCAGAACAUACAGUAUUAAUUACAAAGGAGGGGCAUUGACAGACAUGCGCCAGACCUGUGGCUUCACUCUUACUCUCAAAACCAGAAGUGUAUGUUGACUCUGCCAUUGAAUACUGUGGCAUGAUAAGAUAUGAGGCGAAUGGAGACACACAUCCACACAUUUAUUCUCUCUAUACAUGCAUUCAUGCAAUAAGUUGUUCUAAAUCACGGAUACUGUGUGUCAUUCUGACUUGCGCUGUGCCAAACUGUACAGGAAACGUGUUUAAAAGUAAGACUCAUUGUACUGCAAGCUAUAUUGAAAUACUUAGUUGUAAAGGUAAAAGCCAUAGAUUUUUCAAGUCUGCAUGAAUUUCAAAUAAAAUGUUUGUGGCAAGCCUUUAGAUUUGAAACUGCAAAAAAAAAAAGAAUUAUGAGGAUUUUGUUCCCCCACCCAACCUCCGACCCUCAUGACAUCCCAGAUGUUUGACUAUUUCUUCUGCUGAACACAAAUGAAAAAAUGUUUUGAUGAAUAUUUCAGCUCUGUAGGUCUACACAAUGCAAGUAAAGGUUGAUUAAAACUUUGACGCUACAAAAAUCACAUAAAGGCAGUAUAAAGGCCAUAAGACUCCAGUGGUUAAACCCAUGUCUUCAGAAGUGAUAUGAUUGGUGUGGAUGAGAAACAGAUCAAUAUUUAAGAUUAUUUUUUACUCUAUUUCUCCACUUUCACAUCUUAAAGUCACAUGUGAUAACUGUUUAGUUUCACUUUCAUCUCUGAAAGUGUAAAUGGAGAUUUAGAGUAAAAAGGGAUUAUCAAUCUAUUUCUCACCUGCACCUAUCAUAUUACUUCUAAAGACAUAGAUUAAACCACUGGUGUUUUAUGGAUUACCUUUAUGUGCUUUUUGGAGCUUCUAGAUUCUGGCCAACAUUCACUUGCACUGUAUGAACCUACAGAGCUAAAAUAUUCUUCUAAAAAUCGUAAUUUGCAUUCUGCAAAAGAAAGUAAGCCAUGUUUCUGGAAUGGCAUGAGGGUGAGUAAAUGAUGCAAGAAUGUAAAUCUUUGGGUAUAACUAGACAUUGAAUAUAGAAAUUUAGUAACUAUAUAUAUAUGGCAAAUUAUAUUAACAUGAACAUUUUAUAUACAGAAUUUUAAUAAAUAAAGAAAAUGGCAGAACACUUAGAGAUUGCUGCUUGUGCUAUUACACAUCAUUCCUAAUUUCAAAUGUAACCCUCCCCUUAGAUUUCAUUGAUGCAAAAUCAUCAGUGACUUAGUCAAAUCUGCCCAGCAAUCACAUGGUUGAUUCUUAUAUUUUCAAGACCACUGAGUCGAUCCUUUAUCUUAUGUUUGUUCAGAAUGUAAGAAUGCAUUAUGAACAUCUAUGAUCCUAAACAUUUAGAGCUUUUUAGGCUGAGCAGCCUGUCAGGAACAACUCGUGACACCUUCCCCCAUCGCGAUCUUGCGAGCUCUGUGCGGGGGCGAGUCACAGUGUGGCAUGAUUUGGGGCACCUCUCUCCCAUCACGAUCUUGCGGUCUCCGUGCAGGGGCGAUCGAUCAGGUAUCAUGUCGUUCGGCCUCAGAGAGCGUUGCCGCCCUAGGCGCCUGCUUAUAUCGCCUUAAUGUUAUAUGCGACUCUUACGGCUUGUGAAAGGCUCUUUUUAAGCAAAGUCUCUCUGAAGAUGCAGGGCAUGCAAAAUGUAUAUCUCAUGCACGCUGCACACGGAGAAAUCUGACACAGAUGCACAAAGUUCAUAUUGCACUGUGAAUUAUGCAUUUGUGACACAAACCCCAGGGCUGCCCGCGAGGGAUUAACGAUUCAAAUUCAUUGUAAAAAUGUGCCUGUGUAAAUAUGUACAUUUUAAAUGUGUGGAUAAAAUGGAAUAAAGAUCACUCUUUUCAUUUUUUAAGUUUGUGGCUGAAUGAAAAGUGGUUUCUUAAGAAGAAGAAAAAGCAUGUGACCAAACACAGAAUCUUUCUUGAUUUACACAUUUGCCAGAUGCUUUUGUCCAAAGCAACUUUUAGUGCAUUCAAGAUAUACAUUUUAUCAGUAUGUGCGAUCCCUAUAUGGGAAAUGAACCCCAAACCUUUUGCUAGCAUCAUGCUCCACCAGUUGAGCUACAAGUAUGCCUUUCUAAAAUUUUGCAUUAACUUUUUUUUUUUUUUCCACAUGUGUGCUCAACAGAAUAUUUCAGUCUAUUUUAAAAUUCUCUCAUCAUUUACUCACCAUCACGCCAUCCCAGAUGUGUAUGACAUUCUUGCUUCUGCAGAACACCUGAAGAAAAUCUCUUCAGAGCUCUGUAGGUCCAUACAAUGUAGGUGAAUGGUGGACAGAACUUUGAAGCUCAAAAAAGCACAUUAAGGCCACAUAAAAGUUAUCCACAUGACUGCAGUGGUAAAUCUAUAUCUUCAGAAGCGAUACGAUAUGUGUGGGUGAGAAACAGAUCAAUAAUUAAGUCUGUUUUUACCAUUAAUUCUACUCCCUGCCCAAUGGGUGACGAGAUGCACAAAUAAUGUGAAUGGCAAAAAACAAAGAAUGUAAAAGUGGAGAUUUAUAGUAUAUAUGACUUAAAUAUUGAUCUUUUUCUCAGUCACACCAAUAAUUUAGCUUCUGAAGAUACAGUACAGAUUUAAACACUGGAGUCUUAUGGAUUACUUUUAUGCUGCCUUUGUGUGCUUUUUGGACCUUCAAAGUUCUGGCAACCAUUUAUUGUACUUUAAUUAAGAGGACCUACAAAGCUGAGAUAUUCUUUUAAAAAUCUUUGUUUGGGUUCAACAAAAGAAAGAAAGUCAUACACAUCUGGGAGGGCGAGUAAGUGAUGAGAGAAUUUUAAUUUAUGGAUGAACUAUCCCUUUACUUCUCAAGUAAUUAUUUUCCCAUUUUAAGGGAAUAGAUAUUUUUACUGAAAAAAAGGGAAAAAAAACUCAGUAAGAAAAUUAUGUUUUUGCAGUGCAUGUACAGUAUGUUUAAUUUAUAAUGUAUA
Xyrauchen texanus (razorback sucker) is the source of this 5154-nucleotide messenger RNA. Its product is annotated as tribbles homolog 1-like. The coding region runs from base 349 to 1392 and encodes 347 amino acids. The transcript is spliced from 3 exons. Gene Ontology annotation, molecular function: protein kinase activity; mitogen-activated protein kinase kinase binding; ATP binding. NCBI's taxonomy places the organism in Eukaryota, Metazoa, Chordata, Actinopteri, Cypriniformes, Catostomidae. Gene Ontology annotation, cellular component: nucleus. The record is from RefSeq and is a predicted model, not a curated record. Gene Ontology annotation, biological process: protein phosphorylation; regulation of MAP kinase activity; positive regulation of proteasomal ubiquitin-dependent protein catabolic process.